UUUUGUAAAUCAAUGGUACCAACAGGCAAUGCCAUAAGGGAAAGAAAUUUAUUGUAGGUUUGAAAAGUUGUUGCCUUUAUUGACGCGACUUAAGCGCCAUCUGACCGAGUAGAUGGACAAUUAAAAUUGUAGGCGAUCUUUUACAUUUUAGAUUAAAUUUUAGGGACCCUAGAGGUCGCCAUUGAAUACUAAGAGAUAGUAGGUACUAUCACAGAUUAUUACUUGAAUGAUGGCAAUCUAAGAAUACCGACAUACACGGCGUAAUGUUCGACGGAUUGUUUUCGCGUCCUCAUACGAGCACGAUUCUUGAGACAAUCGUGCGAGGUUACAGUUACGGUCGACGAUGAUUCAACUAGCCGGUUUGUUUUACGGUUCGCGACGCGCCAUCCUGCUUGAAAUUCAGUAAUCGUUUUCCGAAUGUUUUCAUCGUUAGCAACUUAAAUUUUACCACGGGGAUAAGCGAAAUAAUAUCGGCGAUAUAUAAUAAUGGCAGCCCAUAAGACAGGCGGACAGAGUACACGUAAGAAGAUACAGGUAUCCAUGGUUAUAAGGGAUGAAGUAGAAAGAAGGCACAGAGCUGGCGUUAAUUCUUUACAAUAUGAUCCAAUUUUACAUAGACUUUAUUCUGCUGGCAGAGAUAGCAUUAUAAGAAUAUGGAAUUGUAAGAACAUAAAUGAACCUUAUAUACAGUCUAUGGAACAUCAUACAGAUUGGGUCAAUGAUAUUGUCUUAUGUUGUAGCGGAAAAACUCUUAUAUCUGCUAGCUCUGAUACCACUGUCAAGGUUUGGAACGCUCAUAAAGGAUUUUGCAUGUCAACAUUAAGGACUCAUAGGGAUUAUGUAAAAGCAUUGGCAUAUGCUAAAGACAGAGAAUUAGUAGCUAGUGCAGGCUUAGACAAAACAAUCUACCUCUGGGAUGUAAAUACGCUCACAGCUCUCACUGCGAGUAAUAAUACAGUGACGACAUCAACUUUGUCUGGCAGCAAGGAUUCGAUAUAUAGCCUUGCUAUGAAUGUUACCGGAACAGCUAUAGUAAGUGGAAGUACAGAAAAAGUUCUUAGAGUAUGGGAUCCAAGGUGUUGUACAAAACUUAUGAAACUGCGUGGACAUACAGACAAUAUUAAAGCUUUAGUGCUAAAUAGAGAUGGCACAAAAUGUUUAUCAGCAAGUUCAGAUGGCACAAUUAAAUUAUGGUCACUCGGAGAACAAAGAUGUUUACAAACUUAUAGAGUACAUAACGAAGGUGUUUGGGCAUUAUUGGCUACAGAUACUUUUAGUCAUGUAAUAUCAGGUGGUAGAGAUAAGAGAGUUGUAAUGACUGAAUUAAGUCAUCCUGAUAAAUCUGUUGUUAUAUGCGAAGAAAAAGAACCCAUACUCAAAAUGGCUAUGACCCCUGAUCAAUCUAGUAUUUGGGUUGCAACUAGUGAAUCUACCAUUAAUAAUUGGUCUAUAAGCCAAAGAGAUUGGCAAGAUAUUGGAGAUUAUUGUGAUUCUACUGGAGGAAUGGCAGGAAAUGUUGGUGUACCAUUAAAUACUGAACCGAGCCAGAGGAUAUUAGGAGCUCCUGCAAUACGACAUUGUCAUAUCUUAAAUGAUAGGAGAUACGUUCUAACAAAAGAUACAGAUGAAAAUGUAGCAUUAUAUGACGUAUUAAAAGCCUGUAAAGUCGAAGAUUUAGGUCAUGUAGAUUUUGAACAGGAAAUAAAAAAGAGAAAUAAAAUGGUUUAUGUUCCAAAUUGGUUUAAUGUUGAUCUCAAGACUGGGAUGUUGAGCAUCCAUUUAGGACAAGAUGAAAAUGAUUGUUUUUCUGCAUGGGUUUCUGCUAAAGAAGCUGGUCUAACAGAUAAUAAGGGUCAAGAUCAAAAAGUAAAUUAUGGAAGUCUACUUUUACAAGCACUCCUUGAACACUGGUGGCGACCAAUGAAUGCAGAUGAUGAUAAUGAGGGAAAUGGUAAUGAUGGAAAUGGUUCAACGCAUGACAAUGGUAGAAAUUUGUAUUUUUCUGUACCUGGUCAUACACCUGUAAUUUUCAGUGAAGUUGGUGGUAGAACAAUGUGUAGGUUACUAGUUCGAGAUGCUGCAGGUGAAACAGAAAGUGUAUUAUUGAAUGAUACAGUACCAUUAUGGGUAUCUAAUAUCGUAGCAAAUAAAAAUCUUCCACAAUUCAUCAAAAUACCUUUUUAUUUAACUCCACAUGCAAGUUCUGGAGUGAAAAGUCUGAAAAAGGAUCGUUUAAUUGCAAAUGAUUUUAUACAAAUUCGAAAAGUGGCAGAACAUAUUUUUGAUAAAGCACUUUGUGCAGGGAGUGAUUCUGGUUUAGUAACUGGCGUUGGUAAUUCCGUAUCUGGUGGUUCUCCAGCAGGAGAUAGAGCAAAUACAGAUUCUAAUGCAGAUUCCUCUUCAUUAGCUGAGGAAAAAGUUGAAAUUUUAUGUAAUGAUCAAGUUCUAGAUCCAUCUAUGGACUUAAGGACUGUUAGACAUUUCAUUUGGAAAAGUUCAGCAGAUUUAACACUUCAUUAUCGUCCUGUCAAAUAGUUAAUGCUGAAUACAUCAAAUUAUGGAUCCCUGAAGUGUGCCUGGUUUUGUACUGUGGUUAAAAUAAUGGAAAAUACAUGGGCUACUUGUAGAGUGCAAAAUCACAUACCAACUUCACUUUAUGAAAUAUUUAGCCUGUUUUCAAUGGAUGCUUCAUAAAGCAAUGAAAACAGAGGCACCUAUGGAGUACAUAAGAUUGAAUAAGUUUAUAGGCAAUAACACGUGGAAGUAUUAACAGAAAUUGUUGAUUUUAUAUAUAUAUAUAUAUGUAUAUGUAUAUGUAUAUAUAUAUAUAUAUAUAUAUAUAUAUAUAUAUAUAUAUAUAUAUAAUUGGUCUAUAUCCUGUGGCUGAACUUAUUCUUGUGAACAGGAAAUGUAAAAUUUGGUUGCAAAUCAUUUGCUUUUGAAAUAGUAUGCUUUUUGUACCUGGAUAUAUUUAUUAGAGAGUAAAAUGCUUGUCAGAGUCAGCCAGUUAGUGUCUUCCCAUUUGAAGUGUAUCACUAUAACAUAAUAGCAAAAGCACAGUGGAGAUCAAGUGCAUGGCCCAGGAAAUCACUGCUUACUAUUGUUCCCUGAUAAUGAUUUUAAUACUAAAUAAAUUUAGUAUCACUUUUUAGUAAAAUUUAAUAUAAUCGUUAAUAAAUAUAAGAGAAGAGUAAUAUUUUAUUUGAAAAACCUUUAGUAAAAUUUUUAGGUAUUUAUUAAAGGUAUACAGAAAAAAAAGAAAGAAAGAAAGAAAAAAGAAAAAUAAGAAAAGAAAAAAAAUUACAAGAGCAUGACAAUUGUACUCCACACCUGCCUUCAUAUCUUACGAAAUGAUUAACAUAGUAAGAAAAAAAAAAAGGAAAUGUCAAUUUACCUUUAAUCAAAUUAUAUUUGAACAGCCAAAUCAUACCAGUUCAAUAUUUCCUAUGUGUAAUAUGGGAAGUGAACGAACUUAUCUGUCUUCAAGAUUUCAAGAUCAAACUCUGUCUUAUAUGGGACUUCCAGUUUUAAUUAAAUUAUUAAUAAUAAUAAUCUGGCUCUCCUAAAGUGUAUACAUAAUAUCAUCUAUAUUACAUACAUGUUUGUUAAUUAAGGGAUACAAAUGUUACAACAGAAUUUGAUCUUGUGGGGACUACUGUAACUAUUAAAAUAUAUAUAUAUAUAUAUAUCUAUAUAUAUAUAUAUAUAUAUAUAGAUAUAAACAUUAAGGUACUACAAUAUAAACGAACUUCUCUUCACGAAAAAAAAGAUUUUGCACGUAUAACAAGAAUUGUGCUAUUAUAAUCGAAUUGGUUACUUAAUAUAAAAAUAUAGCCAAGUGUAUAUAAAAUUUGAAAGAUGGGAGUAACUUCAUUAUGGUAGAGUAUAAUUUUAUGCUGCUACUAAAUUAUCACUUGAAUAGCAAGAAAUGCAGUUUAAUAGCGGAAUAAUUUUUUUUCGUGUAGAGUCGAUAAAGCAAAUUAGAGAAAUAACUAUCGCGCGCGAGAGAGAGAGAGAGAGAGAGAGAGAGAGAGAGAGAGGAGAGGGUAUAUAUGUACAUUCCUAGUUAUAUUUAACCUGUUUUUAUCUUUAUAUGUCAGCAAUAUGUAUACAAGUACAUUUCUUACAUAGACCUAUAUCUUCAAUUUUAUUGACACGUUAUUCUUUUUAAUUAGAGAUUGUUCAUAUUAUCGCAUUAUUAUCACAUCAUGCAGAAAAAAAUUCAGAUGUACCUAAAAAAAAAAAAAAAGAAAACUAGCAGAUAAGUAGUAGGAGAUAUAUAUUUCAGUGAUGAACUGUUACACUGCUUCUCUUUAAAACAACAUAUCUUUGGUGGAUUUGCAAUAUGUUAUAUAUUUAGAUUAUGUAUCAGUUUUGCAUUUAUUAGUACAUAAUUUCAAAAUGUAUCACCUGAAAGCUUGGUUUCAGGAUAUAUUUAUGUACAUGACAUUACAAGUAAGAUCAUUUAGUUCAUUUAUUGUUAAAGGCUGUCAUCGUUUAAAAAAAAAAAAGAAAAAAAGAAAAAAAAGAGAACAAAAAAGAAAUUAAUAAUUUAUCACAGUUUAUCAAAUUUACAUUAAAUAAGGGGUUUGAGAAGAAUAGAAAUAUGCAUGCAAACCAUUAGCAAAAGAAUCAUAUAUAUAUAUAUAUAUGAUUUAAUUAAAUAUAUAUAAUUAAAUGUAAGUACAAGAACAUUUACAUAGGGUGAAAUAAGAUAUUUCCAUAAUUGCCAGUUUAAUACACUUGCUUCUUGAGAAUUUGAUUUUAUUUAAGAUUUUCUCUCUCUUACUCAGGGUGCCACUUCAUUCAGUAUACAUAUCUUAAUGCCUAAGAUCAUUAAGAACUAAUAUCACUUGAUCGUUAAAAUAGCAUUGAAAGAUCCUUUUAUUUGUAAUUUCUUUUUACUUAUGAAUAAUCCUUUCCUAUCUUUUCUAUUUUCAAUAAACAAACAUAAUGUUUUAUUAUCAGAAUUAAGUAUGUUCUAAUAUUAUUAGAUAAAUUCUUUUAAGUUGCAAAACAUACUUUGUGUCUCUCAGGAACUUAUACCUUAUAACCAUUGAUUUAUUUUAUAUACAUAAAAAAUAUCGCGAGAUCUUGAAUGAUAAUAUCGAAUUAUAAUUUUUCUAUACAUUUCUAUCUUAACACACAUACACACACACACACACACACAUACUCACACACAGGAGGAUAAUAUAAUUAAAUGUUCAUUGUCAUAAAAUCAAAAUCGAAAUUUGUAAUUGUAUAUUAUAGAAAGUAAUGCAAACCCACCAGAUAUGGAAAGUUGUGACUGCGUUGUUUAAAGAAAACAAAAAGAAAGAAAAAAAAUUACAAUUUAAUAGUAUGUUAAUAUUCACAAAAAAAAACAACAAAAAAAAAAUUAAGCAUUUAUUAAUUAUUUUUAUAUUUUAUUACUAUCAUAUUAUUUGUUUACAAUCAUGUAUGUGGUAAUAGUUAAGAUAUAUAUGCUUUCAUUCUAAUAUUACACUUAUAUAUAGAUUGAAUAUAAUAAUAAUUUAUUAAAAUUUUGAAUUUUAGAUUAAUUUGUUUUGUGUUUAAGUGUAUUUUAUGGAUUAAUAUUUUCUAAUGCAUUUUUCAUGUUUUUGAUAUUUUAUUUAUUUUGUUUUCCUCACUUCAUUGUAUUCUUAAACAUUUUUUUGCGAUCAGUUAACACAAUGCAAGUAUUUUAGAAUGAAGUUACUGUGUAGAAAAAAUGUUAUAUAUAUAUAUAUAUAUAUGUAUAUGUAUAUACACACAUACGUAUGCAUACAUACAUAUAUGUAUAUAUAUAUAUAUAUAUAUAUUUCAUCUAUGAAAAAACUAUUAUAUAUUAGUAAGCCUUCCUGAUUAAAAAAAAAAAAAAAAAAGAAAAAAAAAAGAAAAAAAAUGGGAAAAAAAGAAAAGAAAAAAAAAUGUAUAUUGUUUAUUCAUUCAAGGAUACAGUAGUAAAAUGAGAUAUCAAAACUCCACUAAUUGCAGUUCGAAAAUAUAUGCAUGGCUUAAAAUCAAAUUGAUUGAGCCCUCGCAUCACACUGUGUGCAUAGUUUUUAAAAAUAGUUGGUAAUGUUUAUUAUUUAUAAAGAGAAUGGUUAUAUAAAAUAGUGCCAAAUUUUAUACUGAAAGCAGUGUUCCUUACAGAUGCACAGAUUCUUUUGCAAGAUACAGAAUCAGAGUGUAUUUACUCUUUCUAUGUAUAUGAUCAUUCUGAAAUGAAAAACAUUUAAAUUCAGAUAUGCAUGGUAGAAAGGGAUGCUGUAUAAAAAUUAUGAAAAUGUAUAAUUAUGGAAAAAUUA
Messenger RNA from Vespa velutina, 6290 nucleotides. RefSeq names its product WD repeat-containing protein 48. Gene Ontology annotation, molecular function: ubiquitin binding. The transcript has 12 exons. Gene Ontology annotation, biological process: protein deubiquitination; double-strand break repair via homologous recombination. Lineage: Eukaryota; Metazoa; Arthropoda; Insecta; Hymenoptera; Vespidae. The record is from RefSeq and is a predicted model, not a curated record. The coding region runs from base 487 to 2535 and encodes 682 amino acids.